Sander lucioperca (pikeperch) is the source of this 2213-nucleotide messenger RNA. It is a transcript of the gene ehd1a, whose product is annotated as EH-domain containing 1a. The record is from RefSeq and is a predicted model, not a curated record. The transcript is spliced from 6 exons. Gene Ontology annotation, cellular component: cytoplasm; plasma membrane. Bases 1 to 1599 code for a protein of 532 amino acids. Gene Ontology annotation, molecular function: GTP binding; protein binding; calcium ion binding. Gene Ontology annotation, biological process: endosomal transport; endocytosis. NCBI's taxonomy places the organism in Eukaryota, Metazoa, Chordata, Actinopteri, Perciformes, Percidae.
AUGUUCAGGAAAAACUUGAAGAAGGACCCCGAGCUGUUUCAGAACGUGUCGGAGGGGCUGCGGCGACUCUACCGGACCAAACUGUUCCCGCUAGAGGACACGUAUCGAUUCCACGACUUCCACUCCCCUGCACUCGAAGAUGCCGACUUCGACAACAAGCCCAUGGUCCUCCUUGUGGGGCAGUACUCCACCGGGAAGACCACCUUCAUCCGGCACCUCAUGGAACAGGACUUUCCCGGUAUGCGCAUUGGCCCCGAGCCGACAACUGACUCUUUCAUCGCGGUGAUGCACGGCGAACAGGAAGGGGUGAUACCGGGUAAUGCUCUGGUUGUCGACCCCAAGAAGCCCUUCCGCAAACUCAACGCCUUUGGCAACGCGUUUCUCAACAGGUUCAUGUGUGCCCAGAUGCCGAACCCCGUCCUGGAGAGCAUCAGUAUCAUCGAUACUCCUGGAAUCCUGUCCGGAGAGAAACAGAGGAUAAGCAGAGGUUACGACUUUGCCGCCGUGCUGGAGUGGUUUGCAGAGCGCGUGGACCGCAUCAUCCUCCUGUUCGACGCCCACAAGCUGGACAUCUCGGACGAGUUCUCCGAGGUGAUCCGAGCUCUGAAGAACCACGAGGACAAAAUGCGUGUGGUGCUGAACAAGGCGGACCAGAUCAGCACUCAGCAGCUGAUGAGGGUCUACGGAGCACUGAUGUGGUCUUUGGGAAAAAUCAUCAACACGCCUGAGGUGGUGCGUGUGUACAUUGGGUCGUUCUGGGCCCAGCCCCUGUUGGUCCCAGACAACAGGAAGCUGUUUGAGGCAGAGGAGCAGGACCUGUUCUUAGAUAUCCAGUCGUUGCCACGGAACGCCGCUCUACGCAAACUCAAUGACCUCAUCAAACGAGCACGCCUUGCCAAGGUACAGGCCUACAUUAUCAGCUCUCUGAAAAAGGACAUGCCAAGUGUGUUUGGAAAGGACUCCAAGAAGAAGGAGCUGAUAGCCAACCUGGGAGAAAUCUACCAUAAGAUCGAGAAGGAGCACCAGAUCUCACCUGGAGACUUCCCCAACCUCGCCAAGAUGCAGGAGCUGCUGAAUGGCCAGGACUUCUCUAAGUUUGCAGCGCUGAAGCCAAAGCUGCUGGAGGCGGUGGAGGACAUGCUCGCCAACGACAUUGCACGUCUCAUGGCGAUGGUGCGCCAGGAAGAAGCCGCCAUGCCCAGCCAGUCCGUCAAGGGUGGCGCCUUUGAGGGAACCAUGAAUGGUCCCUUUGGUCAUGGCUAUGGAGAGGGUGCCAGCGAAGGCAUCGAUGAGCUGGAGUGGGUGGUGGGUCGCGACAAGCCUACAUAUGAUGAGAUCUUCUACACCCUCUCACCCAUCAACGGAAAAGUGUCCGGCGCUGCAGCCAAGAAGGAGAUGCUGAAGUCCAAGCUGCCCAACACGGUCCUGGGAAAAAUCUGGAAGCUAGCAGACGUGGAUAAAGAUGGCCUCCUCGAUGAUGAGGAGUUCGCCCUGGCCAACCACCUGAUCAAAGUGAAGCUGGAGGGUCACGAGUUGCCGACCGCGCUGCCUGAACACCUGGUGCCACCAUCCAAACGCGGGACAGCCCUGGAGGCCUAGAGGAGGAGGAGGAGGAGAAGGAGGAGGAGGAGGGGCAGCCUGGAGACCAGCCAUGUCAACGCUUUUGCAUCAUGUUCAGGACUCUUCAGACAAAAGUCCAACCACAAGCAUGAACAGCAUCAUCCUCCAUCAAGCUGUGAGUCACCAGGCUUCCUGACACACCAUGAGGAGGUAUCGCUGUGAUCGUUUUCACCAGAGAGAGACUGGAGGGGUCGGGGGGGAGGGGGGAGGGUCCAUCUUUUGUGCAUUGGGAAUAAUAUUUAGGUAUCUGUUAGAAAUAAAUGAGUGAGGUUGAUUUGCAAACGGAUGAAAGGACAUUACCUGAUCAUGAACUGAUGGGUAGUUGGAAGUCGCAUGAUGGAGCUGAACAUGGAUUUGUGCAUCCUGUGUAAAAGAUGUCUUCUAAGUAUACAGUCCAUAUUAUUAUAUGUUGAUCCAAAGAAAUAUAGUUUUUUUUUCCAUUUGGAGAGAGAAAGAGGAAAUAAAUAAAAACAGCUAUUAGAAUUGUUUCAUCUAUAUUUUUGUAUUUCCUGACUGUUAACUUGGACUCUUUCCAAAUGCUUCCCUUUUUAUUAUUUUGCCAGGUAAAUAAAAAGGAAUACUGUACCAUCUGA